UGACUAGACAUAAUAAGAAUCUUGUAGGAAAUGGCUGAAAAGGCUUUGGGAAGGAAAUCUUGUAGCUCUUCAGAGAAUUUGACAUGCCCAGUUUGCUGCGACAUCUUCGUCGAGGCAAGCAUUCUUCCGACAUGUGGGCACACUUUCUGCCGCGUGUGCAUAAAGAAACACGAACAGGCCUAUCCAAAUGAUGAUUAUAUGUUGUGCCCUGUCUGCAGGAAAGAAAAUAUGUACACUUCAAGCAAACCUUCUGAUAAUUUCCCUCCUAAUGUGGCGGUCAACGGAUUCGUUGAUGACUACCACAAUGACCACCGUUCUAAGAGUGAAAUACGACUGGAAUGCACAGAUGAUAGACAAUACGAGGGUAUGAUGCCCUUUUGAAAAACCUGCAAAACUUCCUUGUGUGGGAAGUGUCUGAAGAUGCAUCAAGAGAUGUCUUUUCUUUUUGGAGGUCAUGAGAUUGAACAUAAGAAGAAGAGAUUCCAGCCUACAGAUGAUCCCGUUCUUGACUUCAGGAGCAUCUCAUUAUCAAAUCCCAAGUUAGAAGUCAUUCGGUGCGUAGAUCUAAGGGCAAUAAUGAGUGGAAUGACCAAGUACUCUGAUAAUAGGGUGGGUAUCGGAUAUGGAGAUGUAAAUGGUAUAGAUAUCAUUGAUUCAGCUGGUAGAACGCAACCAUACCGGAACAUACCAAGUGACUGGGGCUAUGGGGAUCUUGUCUUUCUCGAAGGCAUGUCACUAUGCGUAACGACGGGAACAGGAGAUGACGAGAAAUACAUACGUGUAUACUCUUCCAAAGGAUCUGAGAAACCACCCACCCGCUUUACAGGCUCUGGCGUUCUCGGCCUAAACAGAGGCACAUCAGAUGACAUCAUCGUUACUAACGAAGGAAACCAUGUCUACAUUUUUGACCCUAUAGGACAAACACUCAAACACAUUGUUCAAACAAGACCCAAGACCGGUCAUGCAUCUGCCAGCAGCUCUGGUUUGAUCAUCGCGAGUUCAUGUUAUUUCUCUCCAAGCGUGGUGACGGUCUAUGACAAGGAUGGGAAUUCUGGUGAGUCUCUACAAGCUCCAGAGGAUGUCCACCUGUAUGCUGCCGUGGAUAAGCAGGACAGGGUGUAUGUAGCAAGUGCUAUGAAGAAUGGUGAAUUGGUGAUCAGGCUCUAUGACAUUGAUGGUCUAAACCUGAAGGAAAGAGUUGAAUUCAAAGCGCUCAAUUUGAAAGUGAUGUAUCAAUCGUGGUUUUACCUGGUUUGCCUCUCACCUCAAAUGCUUGCAUUUGCUUUUGAGCGUACGUUGUAUUUCAUCACAGUAUCAUUGUAAUAACAUGUAUCUCAUUCUAAUUGAAUUUUCAUUGAAUUAGACAAUACACACCAUCAUAGACCAACCCCUUCCUUCGCACGUUUUAAAAUAUUUUUGCUGUGAUCCUGUACUGUAGUGAAUGCAUGUAUUCAUUUCUGUUAGAUGAGUAAAAGAAGGAUAAAAUUUGUUUAAAUGAAUCAACGGAAGAGAAUACUGGCUUACAAUAGCCCCCCCCCCCCCCCUCUCUCUCGUGUCAGUGUGGUAUUGUAAAGGAAGCUUUAUUAUAACAUAGUUUGUUAAAGGUCAAGUCCACCU
Messenger RNA from Lytechinus variegatus (green sea urchin), 1617 nucleotides. RefSeq lists its product as uncharacterized. The coding region runs from base 421 to 1323 and encodes 300 amino acids. The transcript has 2 exons. The record is from RefSeq and is a predicted model, not a curated record. NCBI's taxonomy places the organism in Eukaryota, Metazoa, Echinodermata, Echinoidea, Temnopleuroida, Toxopneustidae.